Cucumis melo (muskmelon) is the source of this 1092-nucleotide messenger RNA. RefSeq lists its product as uncharacterized. The transcript is spliced from 6 exons. Lineage: Eukaryota; Viridiplantae; Streptophyta; Magnoliopsida; Cucurbitales; Cucurbitaceae. The record is from RefSeq and is a predicted model, not a curated record. The coding region runs from base 89 to 490 and encodes 133 amino acids.
CCCGUUUCUCGUCAGAACUGUAAACUGAAGACGGAACCCGCGAAUUCGUUGCCGAUCAAAGAUCUUCGGAGCGAGCUUGAGUCCAGACAUGGGUACUAGAGAAGUUUACGAACAGAGGCUAAGAAGUGGCAAUCUGUACCAUGAACCCACUAUGAAUCCUGGGCUCGGAUCGCCUCGUUGCCCUCGCUGUUUUUCUCUUCUUAAACCCGACCCUGAUAAAAGUGAAUGGGCCGUCAAUCCUGUUCUCCACGAUGUUACUGCUGUGGCAGGAUCCGGUCUUGGUGGGUUGCUGAGUGCAGUUCAUGCCUAUAAUACAGGGAUCCCACACCUCCAGAGUUAUGUGAAGGGACCAAAGUGGCUUCCUUUUGUAAUUGGGGUGCCCGCCCUAUUAUUGUGCUCGAGUGCUGGAGCUACAUUUGGAGCCCACUUUAAUUUGGCCGGCCCAUUAAAGGAAGCAAUACUCAAAAACCCUAGUGUUGUCACUAUAUAAAUCCCCAAUACCUAGGGUUUCUUCCAUUUUGUGAGAGAGUGUGAGAGAAAGCUUCAUCCUGCUCCAAUCAUGCCGGCCGGCCAUGGACUUCGAUCUCGUACCAGAGACCUCUUCGCCAGGCCUUUCAGGAAGAAGGGUUAUAUUGCUUUGACUACCUACUUGAGGACAUACAAAAUUGGCGAUUAUGUCGAUAUCAAGGUGAACGGCGCCGUCUUCUUCUUCUUCUUCUUCUUCUUCUUCUUCUUCUUCUUCUUUCUUUCUAUUCUAUUUAUCAUUUCUUUGCUAUAUCAUAUCAUAUGUUAUUAUGUGACGUUUUGGGUAUUAUGCUAAUUCCUAUUUCCUUUUCUUUUAGACUACUUUGUGACUAAUAAAAAGUUUCUUCCUUAAUUUUCAAAUUCAUAUAAAUUAAUUUUUUUAUCUUUUUCAACCGGAUUUGAAUUUAAAGUUUAAAAGUUUGGAUCAAUUCAACCCAAUUUGAAUCUAUAUUAUUAUUUUUAUGAUAUCCUUUUAAGUUUGUAAAUAUCGAUUGCAAAAUUUUAGUUAUUAUUACUUGUUGUAAACAAAUUUAAGGAUUUUAAGUAAAUAAAAAAUAAGAGAAAAAA